Trichoderma citrinoviride is the source of this 524-nucleotide messenger RNA. RefSeq lists its product as hypothetical. Gene Ontology annotation, biological process: mitochondrial electron transport, NADH to ubiquinone. The record is from RefSeq and is a predicted model, not a curated record. The coding region runs from base 138 to 446 and encodes 102 amino acids. Lineage: Eukaryota; Fungi; Ascomycota; Sordariomycetes; Hypocreales; Hypocreaceae. The transcript is spliced from 6 exons.
AGCAGUCGCGUUGGUGCCUUAAAACUUCAGCCCGGCGUAAGGCAGACAAUUUCACAUCCGUGUACCAGCCGAUUGAACCUCCCAAGACAUCAACUCAAAACCCACGGUCUGCUACCCAGGACCACCAUCUAGCCAACAUGACGACGCGACAAGCCGCUCUGUCGCUAUACCGUCGCUCAUUGAAGCUUGCGCUGGACUGGGCCGUCCACCGUCACCUAUGGCGAGGCCAGGCGCUCUACAUCCGAUCCCUAUUUGAGGCCAACAGGAAGGUCACCGACCCUCGACAACAGAGAGCUCUGUUAGCGGAGACGGAAAAGUUGCUCGAAAGCUGGAAGCACCCCGACCCAUACGUUCCGCCAUGCGCUCCCGGAGGAUCCAAAUUUGAGCGAAACCUGCCUUCUCCGAUUUUAGACCCCCCUCCUCACAGCGCAGGCCAUCACCAUUGAGGGCUGCGAGUGCGACAAAAUUAGAUUCCGAGUAUAUAGCAAAAAAAACAAUACAUUUCUUCAAAAGUUCAUGCACAU